Messenger RNA from Nanorana parkeri, 1152 nucleotides. RefSeq names its product GPN-loop GTPase 1 (gene GPN1). Gene Ontology annotation, molecular function: GTPase activity. Lineage: Eukaryota; Metazoa; Chordata; Amphibia; Anura; Dicroglossidae. The record is from RefSeq and is a predicted model, not a curated record.
GGCGGAAGUGGCGGGUCAUUGGAGGAGCAAUAUGGCAGAGGGUGGAGGAGAGGAUGGUGGUUCUCCGCUGUGUAUGAUCGUUCUGGGGAUGGCGGGGUCCGGGAAGACCACCUUCACCCAGAGACUGACAUCGUAUCUCCAUGAGAAGAACUCCCCGCCGUACAUCAUCAACCUGGACCCGGCCGUCCACGAGAUCCCCUUCCCGGCCAACAUCGAUAUCCGGGACACGGUGAACUACAAGGAGGUGAUGAAGCAAUACAAUCUGGGACCCAACGGUGGGAUUGUCACAGCCCUCAACCUCUUUGCUGCCAUAGAGAAGAAGCAGAAGAAUUGUCGGUAUGUUGUGAUUGACACUCCGGGACAGAUCGAAGUCUUCACCUGGUCAGCCUCUGGGGCCAUUAUUACAGAAGCCUUGGCCUCCUCCUUCCCCACUGUGGUGGUGUAUGUGAUGGAUACAUCGCGCAGCGUCAAUCCGGUGACAUUCAUGUCCAACAUGCUGUAUGCCUGCAGCAUCAUGUAUAAGACCAAACUGCCCUUCAUCGUGGUCAUGAACAAGACGGACAUAAUCGAUCACAGCUUCGCGGUGGAAUGGAUGGAGGACUUUGAGACGUUCCAGGACGCCUUGAAUCAGGAGACGACGUACGCCAGUAACUUGACGCGUUCGAUGAGCCUGGUCCUGGACGAGUUCUAUAACGCACUGCGGGUGGUCGGCGUGUCGGCAAUGACCGGAGCCGGGAUGGAUGAAUUUUUCACGAAAGUUUCAGAGGCAGCAGAAGAAUAUGAGAAAGAGUACCGGCCGGAGUAUGAGCGUCUGCGCAGGUUGGCGGAGGAGAAGAUGAAAGAACAGCGGGAGCAGCUGGACCGGCUCCAUAGAGAUAUGGGCUCCGUGACGCUGGACCCCGGGCCCUCCGCAGAGGAGGACAUGGCGGGCCCCUCAGAUCUCAUCAUGAACCGCGGGAAUAUGGAAGACGACGAGCGCGAGGAUAGUGACACGGAUGACAUCGACCACACCGUGGCCGAGGAUCGGCUGGAGGAACCGGCCUUCCAGAACUUUCUGCAGCAGGCGAAGACUAAGUAUCGGGAGAAGAUGGAGAAGUGAUGACGGAUGAGUCGCUGUGAUCGGCGAGGAGCCGCAGUCAGAGGUCGCUUCGC